Messenger RNA from Miscanthus lutarioriparius, 1335 nucleotides. Lineage: Eukaryota; Viridiplantae; Streptophyta; Magnoliopsida; Poales; Poaceae. The record is from the annotation of a GenBank genome assembly.
AUGGAGAAGAUGAAGCCGCGCGAUUACGUUGAGGCUGGAGGGGGGGCCGCGGGAAGUGCUGCAGGGCGUAAAGCCGGGAAAGUGGUGGGAGGUGCAGUUGGGUCUUUACUUGGUCCAGCGGGGACAGUGGUGGGAGGUGUAGUCGGGGGUAUAGCCGGGAGUGUAAUCGGGCGUCGACUGGGGACUAAAGUUGCACAGAAGUACAUGGGCAGUGAUGUGGAGGACUUGAAGAAGAAGGUGGAUGACUUGGAGAGGGAGAAUACCAGGCUGUUCGGUGAUAAGGACACACUCCAGAAGGAACUGAAGAAGAAGGUGGAUGAGUUGGAGCACACGAGGAGGGCAGCUCUAAUAUUCAUGGACGCUGCCGAUACUUACCAAGAAGCAGCAGAAAAACAAAUUAAGCAAAAGGUGGAAGAACUGAAGGACACAAGGAAGGCAGCUCUUGUGUUCAUGGACGCUGCCGAUACAUACCAAGAGGCAGCAGAGAAGCAAAUCAAGGCAAAGAUGGAGGAAAUAGAGGACGCAAGGAAGGCAGCUCUGGUGUUCAUGGACGCUGCCGAUACGUACCAAGAAGCAGCAGAGAAGCAAAUCAAGGCAAAGAUGGAGGAAGUAGAGAUCACAAGGAAGGCAGCUCUGGUGUUCAUGGACGCUGCCGAUACGUACCAAGAGGCAGCAGAAAAACAAAUUAAGAAAAAGGUGGAAGAACUGAAGGACAUAAGGAAGGCAGCUCUGGUGUUCAUGGACGCUGCCGAUACGUACCAAGAAGCAGCAGAGAAGCAAAUCAAGGCAAAGAGAGAGGAAUUGGAGGACACAAGGAAGGCAGCUCUGGUGUUCAUGGACGCUGCCGAUAGGUACCAAGAAGCAGCAGAAAAUCAAAUCAAGGCAAAGAGAGAGGAAUUGGAGGACACAAGAGAGGCAGCUCUGGUGUUCAUGAACGCUGCUGAUACAUACAAAGGAGAAGCAGAGAAGGAAAUUAUGGCAAAGAUGGAGGACUUGGAGGACACGAGGGAGGCGGCUCCGGCGUUCACAAGGGAGGUCCUGCACGUACCAUGUACAAUUAAAGGAGUAAAAAGAGGCAAAGGAGUAAGAAUUAAAGGUGAUGGGGAACAAGAAGACAGAACUAGAUGCGAGGUUUUAGUCACGGAGAAGAAAUAUAGCAUGUCUGAAGCAAAGGCUAAUAGGCUCAAGACAGAAUUGGGUGUGUUGGUGAUGGCGAAGGAAGCAACUACGAAGGUGUCUGCUACUGAAAUGUUAGAAAUAGUAAAGGAGUUGGAGGACCUCAAAAGGAAGGUGGAGAAAAUAAAGGCCAGAUUUGAUAAUGGGCAAAGAAGAUAA